Messenger RNA from Aspergillus fumigatus Af293, 1524 nucleotides. Lineage: Eukaryota; Fungi; Ascomycota; Eurotiomycetes; Eurotiales; Aspergillaceae. The record is from RefSeq and is a predicted model, not a curated record.
AUGUACAGUCGCAAGGCAUGGGGUGGAAGCAUCGAUCCGUAUAUCGAGACCGUAUUUGUCAAAGAUAACGAAGCCGGCGAUAGCGAUCCUCUUGUCAGUGUCGUGAUAUUCGAAUGGAGCGACGAGAAUCUGAUCGGGAGAUCCGUAUCUGAUGACCCUGAAGCAAAAGAGACCAUUUGCGACCAGGCUAGCGUCGAGGCGAAACUAUGCGAAGCAGAUCAAAUAGGUUCCUUCAUUCUGGCUGCCAACGCGAGCGAGGCAUCCAAAUUCCCUAUUAUAUCUCAGGCGGUGCAUCUGAAAAAUCCGACUGCAAUUAAUUACCCUGUCAAGAAGACAGGCUUCUAUUGCGUCAGCACUUACGGAUAUUCUGGGAAGGAUUACAAAGCGGCAGUUGAGUUCAGAAAUUCAUAUGGUGAACUUCCGGCUGCGCAAAUUGCAAAACUUCCGUUCUACGGUGGCUUGACUAUUGUCUAUGCCGUCAUUGGAGUAAUCGUCAUGACAUUCGUGAGUGGGAACCUUCAAUUGGAUGGUGCUCGAUUACUGACGACUGCAGUGCCGGUGCAAAACUACAUUACUGCUAUCCUAGUCUUCCUGAUUGUGGAGCAAUUGAUGACCUGGGGCUUCUAUGAUUUCCAGAAUCGGCACGGUUUGAAUAUCGGUGCAAAGGUGCUGAUGGUGAUCGUCGCUGUCCUAAAUGCGGGACGCAAUUCUUUCUCAUUUUUCCUUUUGCUCAUCGUUUGCAUGGGAUACGGCGUGGUCAAGCCCUCUUUGGGCCGGACCAUGGUCUAUGUUCGUAUCCUGGCAAUCACCCACUUCGUUUUCGGUGUCAUCUAUGCUGUUGCAAGUCUAUCAAUUACACCCGAUAGCGCUGGGCCACUGGUCCUCCUCAUCGUGCUCCCCCUGGCUGGUACACUGACUGCAUUUUAUGUGUGGACACUGAACUCCUUAAACGCAACCAUGAAGGAUCUGAUCGACCGAAAGCAGAAGGUCAAAGCAAUGAUGUACAAGAAGCUCUGGUGGUGUAUUCUGGGCAGCAUCAUCGUGAUCUUCGGCUUCUUUUUCAUCAACUCAUUCGCUUUUGCUGGUCGUAGCGAAGCAAGCUUUGUACCAGAGCAUUGGAAGACCAGGUGGUUCGUGCUAGAUGGUUGGCUGAACCUUGUGUACUUGUUCGAUAUUGGAUUCGUCGCCUAUCUUUGGCGGCCUACUGCGAACAACAGGCGGUUCGCAAUGAGUGACGAGCUUGCGCAAGACGAUGACGGGUUCGAGAUUCGAUCUCUCAAUAGUGGACUGGACGACGAAGAAGCGUUUGGAGGCCCGGAAGGAAAUUCUGCUUCCGCAACACGCCGUGAGCUGUCACCGGUACCUCCUAAACCUGUUCCAUCUGCUCCGCGCCAGCGAGACUCCCUCGAUGGCGAGACGAUUUUCGCUGUGGGUGAGGAUGGAGACAAAUGGUCUGAGGAUGAGGACGAGUCUCCGCGAAACUCAAGCGAGCGACAGAGACUCACUGCCCAUAAAAUGGACUGA